CACGAGACCAAUUUAACGAACUACGUAGGUCUACUGUAUGCUCAUGUGCGCGGGUAUGUGUGUGUAGUCAUGUUUUGGGGUAAAUCUUGUCUCUUUUCUCUCUUGUCAUCAGCUCUUUCUCUGUCUGUCUCUGUUCUCUGUCUCGCUUCAUCACCGUCUGUGCCUAUGUAUGUAUGUAUGUCUCUCCAUUUCCAUCCCCAUGCCUAUCUCUCUCUCUCUGCUCUUCAUAUGCAGCGUAAACGUCAUAUGCCUACUAGAUACACAAUAAACCCAGAACAAAACAAUAACAGCCCACCUACCCUUCUCUACCCCCGCGGACCAUCAUCGCCGAUGAGAAGGAGCGGGAAAAAGCCCAACAUCCAUCGACCUUCCCCUUUUUCUUAAGGGUUUCCAUCUAGUAGUAAAAAAGCCCUUCCCGACAUACAUUUCCCGUUCGCAAAUAGGUAUAGGUUUAGACCAUCCAUCCCAGUGUUGAAUAAUAAUAAAACAAUAAAAACAAUAAAACUUUAAAAAUCCCUAUAUCCUAGAUAUCAUUCAUACCGCCGUAACAAAACAAUUCCGUGAUAUCCAAAAAUGCAGUGCAGUGAUAAUAAUACAGUUCGUAGCCAGUA
Molecule: messenger RNA, 611 nt
Organism: Hypoxylon fragiforme
Lineage: Eukaryota; Fungi; Ascomycota; Sordariomycetes; Xylariales; Hypoxylaceae
Exons: 1
Coding region: 70-384 (104 amino acids)
Source: RefSeq, a predicted model, not a curated record